This is a messenger RNA of Fusarium redolens, 984 nucleotides long. RefSeq lists its product as uncharacterized. The record is from RefSeq and is a predicted model, not a curated record. Gene Ontology annotation, molecular function: RNA polymerase II transcription regulatory region sequence-specific DNA binding; DNA-binding transcription factor activity, RNA polymerase II-specific. The coding region runs from base 1 to 984 and encodes 327 amino acids. The transcript has 2 exons. Gene Ontology annotation, cellular component: nucleus. NCBI's taxonomy places the organism in Eukaryota, Fungi, Ascomycota, Sordariomycetes, Hypocreales, Nectriaceae. Gene Ontology annotation, biological process: regulation of transcription by RNA polymerase II.
AUGAUGGAUCAUCUUGAGAACGGCACAUGCAAAUCGGGUUGUACCUCUCGACUUGUCGACAGCGUUGUAGCAACGCACUGCGAGGGUCUUCACCAAUCGUCAAGUCGCAGCAUAAAUCUCCGAUGCCCAACUUGCAAGAAGAAGUACGCACGGAUGGGUCCCCUCUUUAGACAUUUCGAGAACAGAGCCUGUGCUUUACGAGACUGGAUCGAAGAAACAGGCUUGAAAGACCUCCUCAUCGCUCUCAAGGAACCAAUUGAGAAGAGAAAAACCUCAACCUUCAAAUGCAACGUCUGCCGCAAGAAUUUCGCGAAACAUUCAGCGCUGCUGCAGCACCAGAGAGAUAAGCAUCAGCACACUUACUGUUGUGUCUGUAAGACAAACUUUGGCAAUGCAGCGGCGAAACAGAAGCAUGUCAUAUCAGGCACUCCUGUCAAGCCUGGGACGUAUCUCUGCGAUCACUGUGAUCCCAAAGUUCCUUUUGGAACGGAAAAGGAGUUAUGCGACCAUUUAUGGCUGGAGCAUAUGGCGUGUGGUCCUUGCGGGCGAACUUUUAAGAGCGUUGAGCAUAGAAAACAGCACGAUGCAGAGCUUCACUAUAGGUGUGCUCUCUGUUACAGAUUUUUCAUGUCCAGUGUGGAACUUUACGAGCACCGCGAGACUCAUGUUGUUAGGCCCCCGGUUGUCGACCCACCGGUGGAAGUUCCAGCACCGGUGAAGAGAGAACCGACUCCUCCAACUACCAUCCCGGCACCUAUACCAGUGAAGAUGGAAAUACGCCAAGCAGUACCUAUCAGCAGGGUCGCUCCUGUAGUGACAGAAAGGGUUCCUGUGAAAACAGAGGUUAUCCCAGUAACUCGAGUUACACCGACUACAAGGCCGGUGAUAUUUAAGACAUAUCCGCCCAGAGCAACACCUGCACAGGUGCCUGAGAAUAAGAAGAUUCAGUCUCUGAUCACAGGCUUUUUGAUUCGUAAGUCAUAG